Messenger RNA from Marasmius oreades (fairy-ring Marasmius), 1433 nucleotides. RefSeq lists its product as uncharacterized. The transcript is spliced from 6 exons. Lineage: Eukaryota; Fungi; Basidiomycota; Agaricomycetes; Agaricales; Marasmiaceae. Gene Ontology annotation, molecular function: mating-type factor pheromone receptor activity. Gene Ontology annotation, biological process: G protein-coupled receptor signaling pathway. The record is from RefSeq and is a predicted model, not a curated record. Bases 323 to 1366 code for a protein of 347 amino acids. Gene Ontology annotation, cellular component: membrane.
CGAACCCUUUCUGAUCAACUUGAUUGAACCUCAAAAUCCGCACUUUACAGCCCUUUGCAUAAAGGUCGAGACCGAUCAACCCUCUAUUUUAUACAGAAAUCUACAAUACAAACUUCCCGUGAUUAGUGGGAGAAUGAACGGAGCAGCGCUGUAACCGCAAGUGAGAGAAAACCGACUGGCGACGAUUCACGAAUUGGCCGGUAGGAGAACACAACAGUUGAGAAGAUCCGGAGAGGAUAGAGAAUGGCGCCAAGGCCCGCCAUAAAAUCUCGCGAUCCGUUGUUGAACGUUGGGCUCCUGCUCAAGAGUCAAGACUUGAAUCAUGUCCCACUACCCCGGCGUUGAGGUUUACUCGUGUUUUUCCCUCCUUGCUUUUCUUCUGUUCAUAAUUCCUAGUCUUUGCGCCUGGCACUUGGAAGCACGAAACACUGCACUUCUCUGCGCGUCAGUCUGGGGCGCCAUUGGAAGCCUAAACUUCUUCAUUAAUUCCGUCGUUUGGAACGGGAGAGUGGAUAACUUUGCACCCGUGUGGUGCGAUAUUUCUUCAAAAAUUCAGAUCGGCAUGAACGUCGCAUUUCAUGCCUGCUCCUUGUCCAUGAACCGACGACUUUACUAUAUCGCCAAGGGCGAUAUUGCCGUGACUUCGGUUGAAAAGCGGCGCACAAUCAUGGUAGACUUGAGUAUCUGUGUUGGCAUUCCUGUGUUACACAUGAUCCUUAAUUAUAUUUCUCAAGAAUAUCGUUUCGACAUUCUGGAAGAUUUUGGCUGUUUCCCUUCCGAUGAUACGACCUGGGUCUCGUAUUUCUUGCUCGUCCCAUGGCCCCUUGUUAUUGUCCUCGUGUCUAGUGUGUACUCUAUUCUCAACUUGAAAGCCUUCAACCAGUACCGCAAGCGUUUUAAAGAGCACCUCUCUCAGGUUAAUGGCUUGAAUCCCAAUUUCUAUCUCCGUCUCAUGUGCCUGACCGGUACAGACAUCGUCCUCACCAUUCCCCUCAGCGUCUGGUUCGCCGCUACAAAUUCUGUCGACUUCGUCCCUUGGAUUUCCUGGGAGGAAACUCAUCACAACUUCUCCAGGAUCCAGUUUGUUCCUGCGCCGCUCUGGGAAUUUGACUCGGACCAAGUAAUGGCUUUGGAAAGUACGAGAUGGUCGGUCGUCAUGUGCGGGUUCUUGUUCUUCGGGUUCUUUGGCUUUACGACGGAAGCAAGGAAGGCGUACCGUACUUUGUUUUCUCAUAUCUGGAGGCGGUCCUUCGGACACAAGAUGUCUAACGAGGCUAUGGAACCCGACCUCGUUUUCGACUUUGCACCUUUUCAAUCCCAACAUUCAACUAUUCCCCAAAGCGGUGCUGUUCCGGUUGAGGUUUGACCAACGUCGCCUGCUCGCCGUUGAUACUAAUUAGCUCAGUAUUUCAUUCUCCCCAUUUACCUGGUGU